Vitis riparia (riverbank grape) is the source of this 1341-nucleotide messenger RNA. Its product is annotated as probable strigolactone esterase DAD2. The coding region runs from base 146 to 985 and encodes 279 amino acids. The record is from RefSeq and is a predicted model, not a curated record. The transcript is spliced from 2 exons. Lineage: Eukaryota; Viridiplantae; Streptophyta; Magnoliopsida; Vitales; Vitaceae.
AACCCAUUUGAUAUUUACUGGUAUAAACCUCUGUUUGAUUCUUAUAUAAAUAGGGCAUAGAAGAGCAUGAAACAGUACCAAAUUAUUAACAUCUCUACUACUCUCUUUUUAUCUUUGCUUCUGCUUUUCUCUUCUUCUACAAAGCAUGAUGGGGAUAGAAAAAGGCCUUUCAGCAGCCAUGAAUGCAAGAAUUAUUGGUUCUGGUAAUGAAGCCAUAGUUCUAGCACAUGGAUAUGGAGCUGACCAGUCUUUCUGGGAUAAGAUCACACCCUCCUUAGCUCGAACCUACAGGGUUCUAGUCUUUGACUGGAACUUUUCUGGCGCUGUAAAGGUUCCGAACCUCUAUGAUUCGGCCAAGUAUUCUUCGUAUGAUGCUUUCGCUGAUGACUUGAUCGCUCUCCUCGAUGAGUUCAACUUGCGGGCAUCAGUUUUUAUGGGCCACUCUAUGUCCGGUAUGAUUGGAUGCAUUGCUUCCAUUAAGAGACCUGAGCUCUUCAAGCGGCUCAUACUCAUUGGAUCUUCUCCCAGGUACUUUAAUGACGACAACUAUGAAGGGGGCUUUGAGAGCUCAGUGAUUGAGCAGAUGUUCUCAAACAUGGAAUCCAACUUUGACGAAUGGGCUUCAUACUUUGCUUCUCUUGUUGCGAAUGCGAAAAACCCUCUCUCAGUGGAGAAGUAUGAGAAGUCCUUGAGAGCAAUGAGGCCCGAAGUCGCGCUCUCCGUGGCCAAAACAGUGUUUCACUGCGACGAAGGUGGCAUUCUUGACAAGGUCAUGACCCCAUGCACUAUAAUCCAAACCACUAAUGAUGCUGCUGUCCCAAACUCUGUGGCCGAGUAUAUGCAGAAGAAGAUCAAGGGGGAAACCACAGUGCAGAAGAUAGACAUGGAUGGUCAUUUCCCGCAUCUAGAUGCACACCUUCAGUUCCUUAAUGUGCUAGGUAGUGUCUUGGGUUUCAAUACUCAUUUGGAGUCGUCAAGCAAUUAGCCACAAAUUUCCACUUUUUCUAUCUCCAUAGAUAUAUCUCUCUUUCAGGUAGCCUAUAAGAGAAUAUGGUCAGAAAUUAAUGCCCAUUUGCAGUACAUGUGUUUCCAAGGCUUGGUGGGCUAGCUAGAGAUUGGAAUUGGUAUAAGUUUAGUGUUUUAUUUUGACUUGUUCUUGAAGUCAUUGUCUCUGUUGUGUGAAAGGAGUGGUCUGGAUUGCAUGUUUAAUUUGUGUUGUUGCUUCAAAUGUGAAAGUUGUGCGCAGAACUCAGCUUCGGAUGCAGACUAGAUACUACCUUGUACUCCAAACAUUCCAUUGUAACCUUCCAUUACUUAAAAACAUUAAUUUCAUUUACCUUC